GACGACACGGCUCCUCUUCUUCAGGAGCACGUUUCUUCCGUCUACACGAAUUUCCAGCCCCGCGCGCGAUCUUUCUGUGCACCCUUGCCCUCUCGCUGCUUCCCGAUCCAGAUUUCGCGCUUCACUUUUCGAAAUUCACGUUUCCAUUGCAAACCAACGGCGAGCCGAGACAUGUCAACGGCACAGAUCAACUCUGGAGGCUGUUCAGGACUCGAAGGGUGAUUCUCAGAAAGAUUUCCUGCUCGCGAAGAAAAAAGAAGAAGGAGAAUAGCGUAAGAACAAGACGAUCGUAAUCGUUGGUAACUCUGGUCUUCCGGAUUAUCGCGUAGCCGGAAGCGCAAUCGUUCGACGUUUGACGAAAUGACGCCGACCCCAUCCCCUGUAUCGCCCUCGUCGACGCAGCAGACCUUCGUCUCUUCUCUGUUUCGCAAUAAAACACGAGAAACGUGCAUUUAACCGAAUCGUGCCGAGACGAUCGAAGCAUCGCGACCCAGUGAAAGAGGAUCCCUACUGAAUAAAUUCGAGAAAAUUGCCCGAUAUCCUAGCGAUCUUUCUACGCCGAGUGAUCGCCUCCGGAUUUCAGAAGUCGUUUAUCCUUGAUCGAUCGCGUAAGAAGCUUCUCAGGCGGAGAUAAACGCGAGAAAAAGAAGAUUUACGACAGAAUCGUCGAAGCAGAAGAAGAAAUACUCGAGGCACAAUGAACAGCACGGUAAUGAGCACCACCAGCGCUAUCGAUUACGCUUGGAAACUGAGUCAAGAGGACUCGACGAUUCAGAAUUGCGAGGCAGAUCUGCCGAUCAUCUCGUUGGUUAAUCAGAUUCUCUAUUCGGUCGUCUGUAUCGUAGGCCUCCUCGGUAAUACCCUGGUGAUAUACGUGGUUCUACGAUUCUCCAACAUGCAGACGGUGACCAACAUGUACAUCGUCAAUCUAGCGAUAGCUGACGAGUGUUUCCUGAUAGGUAUACCCUUUCUGGUUACCACGAUGAGUUUGCGUAGCUGGAUAUUCGGCAAGAUCAUGUGUAAAGCUUACAUGACCACCACCAGCAUCAAUCAGUUCACUAGUAGUAUCUUCCUGUUCAUCAUGAGCGCUGAUCGCUACAUCGCCGUCUGUCAUCCGAUCUCAUCACCGAAGAUACGGACACCUUUCAUCUCGAAAGUGGUUUCACUGACCGCUUGGCUUACCAGCGUCCUCUUCAUGAUCCCCAUAUUCCUGUACGCGAGCGCGAUGGAAUCGGAAAGAGGUAUCAACUGUAACAUCUACUGGCCAACCGACAUAGGAGGUCACACCACCUUCACUUUGUACACCUUCAUCCUGGGCUUCGCCAUUCCUCUGAUUCUCAUCUUAAUCUUCUACUUCCUGGUGAUCAGGAAGCUGCAGACGGUCGGUCCGAAGAAUAAAUCAAAAGAGAAGAAACGAUCCCAGCGUAAAGUUACGAAAUUAGUGCUGACAGUGAUCACUGUCUACGUACUAUGUUGGCUACCUUAUUGGUUGAUGCAAGUGGCUCUAAUUUACACACCGCCCAAACAGUGUCAAAGCAAGAUCACUAUCACCAGCUUUCUAUUGGCCGGUUUCCUAAGCUACAGCAACAGCGCGAUGAACCCGAUCCUCUAUGCAUUCUUGAGCGACAAUUUCAAGAAGAGCUUCCUGAAGGCGUGCACCUGUGCAGUUGGCAAGGACGUGAACGCCACCCUGCAUAUCGAGAACAGCGUGUUCCCACGGAGGAACAAAGCUAACGCGGAGAGGCUUCAAGCGAAUAGACUAGCCGCUUCAGGUCAGUCCAGGUUGGAAAUGGAAGACGAAGACGCCGAGAGGGGGCUGUUGAUCAGUAAAACUUCUACGACCACGGUGACCAUGACGUCACGAUCCAACAUCACCAUAGGGAACGACUCGAAAGAUCAAUCGCAAAGAGAGAAGGAUUCCAUGAAGAACGGAGCACAGCUGACUCUGUUGACCCAGGUGUAAAGAUGCUACUCGAUCAUUCGACGAAAUAGAAACAACGGGCUAAGAAUGGCCUCUUGGUUUCACCCUCAUUUUCCGCCUCGAUGAUCUUUCAUCGAAAAGAAGAGGGAGAACCUUUUUUAACGUUGAUCAAUCCGAGAUCGUGGAUUCUCAACCUCAACAUGGUUGUCCAUCGAAUUUUUAUCAAUUCUUCGUGAGUUUCUUCAACCGAGUGUUGAACUGGUUAAUCGCGAGUGUAUGUUUUCUUCGAUCUCCUGGUUCAUUCCGAGAGUCAUAAUUAAAAAGCAGUACGAUCUCGGUAAUCGUUCGAGAGACGAAAUCGACGCUUAUUUCAUCUUCAACGAGGAAAAUGGAUGAAAAGCGUGGACCCUUCGUUCGACCGGCUUUGAACGCGACAGAAGGCGGGGAAUCGUAUGAAGACCUCGAUGUUGACAAAUGUACGAUAACGAAAAGCACUUGUUCAGCCGAGGAUAAGAUUAGAGUGAUUGACUUUCUUAUGAAAUCGACGCGUGUGAAGAAGUAAUCCUUCCAGAAGAGGCGUUGCCGAAGAGACCGGUCUUAUUUUAUCUUAUGGAAGAUUCUUCGAACGUUCGUAAUUAAAUUUAAUUGUAAGAUAUAAAUUGAACCAAACGACGCGAAAUAUUGUGUGUGUACAUAAUUAACGAUAAUAUUAAUUAUUGAUUUGCUAGAAGGGCCAAUUAAAAAAGAAAUAAUUAAUUUUUAUUGUAAGUCCUCGAAAUUCAAAGAUCAUUAACUAAAUUAUACAAGAAUACAAAUUUUUCCAUUGCUAAAUAAUUGAAUAAAUAAUAAUUUUUCUAUUGACACAUUCUUCUAGCAAAUUAAUGAUGUACCAAUUAAAUAAGGUCAAAGCGUGGUUCACUGUGCCAAAGGCAAGUCGUUAGUGAACUGUUACGUUUCAGAAACGAUAGUCUGUUUUCUUACAAAUAGAAAAGGAAUUGCUAUAAAGGAUUCGCGUUAUGAUGAAGCAGAAUAAGAAGAGAGGAAAUACAAAGAUCAUCUUACAGACGUUUCUUCGAGGAGGAGUCUGCUCGAUUCGUAGGAAGGCAAAGUCGAUCUACCUUGAAGAGAAGACAAUAGUCUUCUCUCUUAUCUCCUUGAUUUCUUAAUUCCCUCUUCCACCCCAUCACAACUCGCUCGAGAUAUGUUCUCACACGUGAUGAACAGCGAAUUCAUUCCGAAAGCUUUUCAAGAAAAUUACGAUCCGUCUCGUUUAUUUUCAAAAAAUGGAAAAGUACUACUGGCUUCACCUUACAAUCAGCACGCUCUUUUAUUACAACUUCCUAUUUCAUGGCAUAAAAUUUCAACAUGAAUGAAAGGUACUCAAUUUUGUUCAACAUCUUCGAAGUCUUCGUCGAAGCUCUGUGUUUAUUUGAAAAGUUUAGUUUUAAAAUUGAGUUGAAAUAAAUAAUUUGAUACAAAUAAUUAUCCAAAUUUUAUACAGAAACGGAAUGAAACUUCUAGUUCAAUUUUCUACGGAUCAAUGUCUCAAUUUAUGAAGAGUGUAUUAGAUCACCGAAGAGUUUUCGGUUUAUGUUGAAAAGAGUAAUUCGUAAGAGUAACAGCGAAUGGGUGAUUCGGAUUAAGUACCGACGAAACGCGUCGUUUCGUAAGCUCUUCUCUUUUCUUUUUUUUUAUGGCAACCUUCGAGCCAAAGGGAAUUAGCUUAUGGUUGUUCACACGUGCUCGAGAAAUACGAGCUCUCCCUGCGUCACAAGCUACUUCUGUUUCGGUUCGCUAAUUUCAGUCUACACAUCGCGAAACACGAGCGAAUCCGCUCGUUCGUAAUUCCAAAACGAGAAUAAAAGAAAGAAACAUCGACGCGUGUGGUUGUAAAAAAGUACUUUCUCGAAAUUGCGCCCGAAGAAAGAGGAUUCUCUAAUGAUUCUCCGAACUUUAGCGUAAAUCCCGUAAAAAUACGAUGUUAUUUAGUCUGUGAGACUUUUCGAUUUUUCAUCUUGUUAGCGUUUGAUUUUCUACAAUCUCUUCCUUCUUUUAAUUAAGCUCUAGAAUUACUUAUCGAAUCGUCGAUACGAACGGGUAAUAUUGGAACAAAGUUUCUGAAAUGUUCACUAUUGAUCCGUGUUGCUUCACAAGUUUUAUUUAAUCCUUUUCAAACGCUAUUGGCAACGUUAUCUACGUUAGAAGAUCUUUAUUUGACAAUUUAAGCCGACACGGUAUUACGAGCAUCGAUAACGCGGAACUACUCGUAAUCUAAAAAAAUUAGACUCCUCCGAUAGCGUGGAUCAAGAGUGCAAGUUAAAUAGCGGAACCACUCGAGAAACGAGAAGGAAAUUUUUCGAAAGUUUUCCUGCAAUCCUCUCGUCUUCUCAUUGAUCGGUUUCCAAGUCAAUUUUAUCCUAAGAUAUACAUUGGACCAAGAAGGUAUCGGUUCACCUUGCUUUUUCCAACGAUACCGUGUUGCUUAUCAACGUUUAUUAAAAUAAAAAAGUUAAAUUUCUGACCACCUUUUUCGAAAAUUUCAUGCAACAAUGUAUUAAGUUGUAUAAUCAAGCGUUAGAACUAAAAUAAUUAACGAGCGAUAAUAAAGUUUGUCAGACUCGUUAAGUGGAAGAUGAUAUUAAUGGUUCGCUAGGGUAUCACCGAAAUGUUACAACAACGAUCGUAAACGACAAAUAUUUGUUAUGUCCGUUAAUCCAAGCCGAAGGUAGUACGAUAUUGUGCGAAGGAUAAUCUCAUUUUACUUACCUCCGCUGGAGGUGUAUCCUUGGUUGAUUACAGUCACUGCUUAUGGGGUUAAGCCACUUGGAUACCUGCAACAUUUAUGAUUUUCAAUUUCCACCGGGUUCAGACAAGUUUCUAGUAAAUUUUAAGCCAAACAAUUACAUAGUAAAAAUUACACAGUUAAUGAAACACUUGGAAAAACAUGAAAACGCUUCGUGCAACAACUAGUACUCGAGAAGGAAAAUUAAACUUCUUUUUUAUUACAAGACUCUGACAUUCUGUUGUUGCAUUGAAAAUGCACCUUCGACGGCUUGCUAUUUUCUAAAACUCAAUUACAUAUUCUCUUUCAACGAGGCCGUCCAAUUAAAACAGGAGCGCAUAUUAAAAAGCUGUAUAAACCUGACGAUGAGAGUAGCGUAUCCCAAAGGAAGCGCGGGAUGAAACGUUCAAUACUGAAUUUCCGAAUAAAAUUUCCGCGGUAGAGAGAAGAGAUAUAAUAAGUGUUCGACGAGGGAAACAGCGAGCGUGUGCGCGGAGAAACAUAUGUACAAUCUGACUGACGAAUUAACGUUAAUCACGUACGAGCAAUUAACGCGUACUCGCUACAGAGGUGUGAAUCGAGCAAUCAAACGAACAUGGAAAUUUUAUCGCCGCGGAAAACUUAUUUCUCCGCUUCGUUUUGUUUCCCUCGAUUCUUCCAAUCGUUCCAUUUCGCAUUCAUCCUUUCUCUAGAAAAAAAGUAUACUAUUCGCAGGAAAUAUAAUUUCUAUUAGAAAAAUAUUGAGAAUUUCCAUCGUUAGCUGUUUAAACGAUCGUCUGCUUGAUCGACCGGGUAAAUACCGAAUCGAGUGUCGCGAAUCGCAUCAGCCAGGUGACGCGUAUCGAUGUAUCGAUGGUAUUUGAUCGUAACGAGUUAAUUAGAUUACAGGAGCCCCCUUAACGGUGAGGAAGAGGUGGUUUGUUAAAACAAGGCGAAAGGAGGCGCAACCUUGGCUACACGUUGGUCGUUACGGUCGUUAAGCAGCGGCUAGCGUGGAAUUCCUAUUUAAUUUUGUUAAACGAAACUGCAGUCGCAUUUAAAUUUUAAUGCUCACGAUGCAACGUUACGUUGCAGACUACGAAAGCGGAACGUUUAAUCGAGACGCUUUUUAAUACCGGUGAAAGCGAGACAGGAAACGAUCGUAUAAUUCCUUUUCGAGAUUAAAACAAAGUCUCGUUUGCAAGGAGAUACGCGUCACGCGUUUUACAAGCGAUAAACUUAUCUUUCCAAUUAUGAAUAAUUUUAUUGAAUACUUGAAAGGUGAAGGGGUGAAAGAAUUUUCGUUAGGGUAGUCUACCAGGCUCGGUACUCUACAUACGUUUACUACCAUAAACAGAUAGUUAUAAACAAUAUUUUGUGAAUUUUGAAACGAGCAACGAGGGAGAAGCAGACUCCAUACUAAGCAUGUAAUAUUUACAGAAUGUUUACUGUAAGGAAACUGUUCAUACGAGGCGUUUCCCUAAAGAUUUUCACGCAAUUUCCAUGUAAUCUCAAAGAUCCGCUCUAGAACAGGUUGCUCACGGUCUCGGUAGGAUUCAAUCUUCACGUGGCUGCGAUUAAAUAUCCUGUUGAUAUAAAGGUGGAUCGUAAUUCUCGGCAGCGAAGUCAAGUUUGAUAUUAAAAGUCCGUAAGUCUGCUUCGAGAUUCUCUAAGCCAGAUUAACUGGCUACGAAAUCGGAAUUUAUUGUCAAGUUACGCCGAAAGUAUCGUCGAUUACCAGAAAGUUUAUUAAACGAAAAUCCGAUUUCGUCUAACGCUUGGCAGUCACUUAAUUGUACAAGCGAAUGUAUAAAAUUGGAAGCUAAGGCGAACACCCACGCCAGGAUCAGUUUAAAAUCGUUUCUUUUUCUUUCACGCGAUUGAUAUUGAUGGUUUAUUUUCGUUUUCAAGAGAAGAUCGUCGUAAUGUUCUCUUGCUGCCUUGGAGUAGUUAAAAAGAAAACAGACUUUAAUCAACAGAUAAUUUGUCUUCUAGAUCAAAUUGCGAGUGAUGUAACCCUUUCUAUGUUACCUUUCUAUAUGCUUUUAAUAAUGACAUUGUUUGGACAUCAAUACGUUUCGUGAAAUCAACUGAGAACACUUUGCCGACAGAAAGGAGAAAAGGGUCUGCUUCGAUUUAUCAAAGGAGCUUUCAACGACCUCCAUUUCACCGGUAUUAUGUGUUUACCGACACGUGUUCGUCCAUAUUUUCCUUUUCACAAUUUGGACGCGAUAUUUUUCAACAAGAAAACACAAAAACAUAACACCUUGUACCUGGACAUACAUAUCUAAAAAUUAAUUAAAAAAUCAUUAAUAACGUUGACACGAUUAAUGUUGGCACGUUUCAUUGAAAGGUUCGUUGAUUAAUCGUAGCGAAAAAAAUGGCUAGGUGUUCCAUUUUCAUUCACAAAAACAAAGAUGAACUGUAGCUUGCCACGGUUCACCAGUGAUUAAUUCGCAAUCAACACUGCCCCACGUACGGAUCGGCGAUCAUUUCUGUUUCUUUCAUCAAAGAUCCCUUAAAAGCUCGCCACGGAACAAUAGCGAAUGAGAAACGUGAAAAAGAAACCAAGGCAGAAAACCACUGGGUACUCUAUUUCUGUUUACAAAACGAAGAAAAAUACCGAAGUAAAGGUGCUUGGAAUUGUAUACAAUUUUAAGUAUCAUAAAUUUCAAGUGAAUAUAAUCUUGAAAGAUACAUCUUUACGGGGUUAAUCUUUCGAAGAGAUUCGAUGAAAGAUAAAAAUAGACGAAUGGAAUGGUUCACCCUUCGGAGGAAGGAGCCACGUAUUUCGAGCGAUCGUCGAUGCUUUCGAGAACCUUUCGCCCAAGAAAUUUCCCAGACAUCUGUAUCAAUCUUCCGAGCGAUUCCAAAAAUAUACCAUUCGAAUAAUCUUCUUUCAAUUGGGGAAGAAUAAAAUUUAUGGGGUAUUGAUCGUGAAAGAAACACGAGUCUGCAGCAAACUGGAAAAAUUUUCAAUUCUGACUCGGUCUCGCUGUUUCUUGGGACGAGUUUCCGUUCGGACUACACAGGACUUGUUUCCAGUAGAAUUUCGAGAACCGGAAGGACGCGAAAUCGUAUCCACGGUCACGUGAACGACCGUGCUGUGUCGAGUGUUGGGCAAACUGGUCGAACAUGACCGACUUUCCUGAACAAGGCGAAUAGCAUGGAACAUAUGUGCAAAUAGCAAGAUAUAUCGCGAACGCAUUUGCUGGACAACUCGAGCUUGCAAGUAACUCGAUUGGCAAAUAAAUAAAUCCUUCUGGUUUUCCUGGAAUAUUGAAAUCAGAAGUUCCUGAAACUACUUCGAAAGGCAAUCUUUACUCUUCGAAGGUAGAUUCUUCAAGAAGCGGAAUUAUUGUUUCAUAGUUCUCAAUUUGAUUUCAAUUUUAGCACUUAAACUUUGAUUAAUAUUUUUGCGAUUACCGCGAUUCAAUCAGUACAGUAAAAUUAUUGAAAUCAAACGAGUUUGACGAUUAUUUUUACACCGAAAGGGAGAUAUUUUCUGAGGUAAGAUUCAUCGAUUUUCUUUCCCUCCGUAACGGCAUUGAUCACCGGAUAGCAGCGUGAAUGAAUAACCAAGCGAAACGAUUCGUUCGGCUAAUCCGGAGAAAGUUAUCGGCCCUUUCUUCGAAAUUCGAUUACCGAGCAAAUGAGAUUCGGAUCAUACAUAUGCUGAUUGCGGAAUAAUCAAGCUCGUCUUCUGAUUACGGCCUGCUUUUAUUCCAGGAAUAAAGGGGAAGUUCCUGAAUGGAACGACUCGAUCAGAUCUCGCCUGCCGAGUGACGAAAAUGGGGAAAAGCUGAUUCUAUAAAAAUAACUAACAGACAUAUAUCGCGUGUUUGGUUAAACAUUCUACGAUAAAGUUCUUUCGUUAGAGUAUAGGAGAAAUCCUCCACGGAAUUGAGGAAAUCGAUUUUCUUCUGCUACAGUAGGUUUAAUCUUUUCCGCCGUGGAUUUCUGUUUGAACAGUUGCUGUACAGUAAAAUCAAGGAAAAUUUCUUAUGUAUUUUGUUGAUCAAAUUCUAGAGACAGAUUAUGGAAAUAGAGGGUACAGGUGCUCUCCAAUUGCCACGACUAUUUGCCCAAAAUUUGUCCCGACUACUGAAUCGAACUUUCCUUGUCAGUGGUUUCAGCUGUCCCGGAACUGACUAAUGCGAACUGCAUUCAGAACUUGCUAAUGGAGCGUUAACCGCUUUAUCCGAUUUCAUUUACCGAGUCCGUUUAAUUCUUGCUCAUCGAUCAUCCCUUAAGUCCCUACAAUCAUUGUUAUUAAUCGGUGACAGGGUGGUCUCUUUUCUAUUGCUCGAAAAACAAUUUCGUCAUUCGUCUUAGAAGAUGAAUUUAGAAAAAUUUUCAGUUUUAAAGACCAAAAAAAUAUAUUCGAGACGAUUACACACCGUUUAAUAGGGAACAGAAUGAACUCUGGAACCCUGUGAAACGCGAUCAUCGACGUUGCGAUUCAUCAUAAUUUGUCUGGAUAAAUUGAUACAAGCGUCGUUUAAUCACGAGUUACGUGUACAGAAAAUCGUCGAAUACACGACAAUUAUCGUGUGACCGAGCUCUCAUCGUCCAUUCAACGAACGACAUCGAUGUUGAUCCGUUAAACCCUCUCCGUUCGACGAUGUAACGUGUAACGAGAUCGUGUUGUCCUAAUAGUAUUGCAUUGUUUCUCGUUAAAUUUGCGAACAAUAUCGAUGCUCAUAUUCAUCGAUUAGUAAUCACGCGACAAAGGGAUUGCAAUAUUUUCUUUACUACAAUUCAUCAUUUUAAUCUUAACGUAGCGUAUCCGGAAUGUCUGAGAGCGGAUUCGAGCAGAAGGUAUCGCGCGAACCAAUUAAACGAUCAAUCCUAAUGGGAAUCGGUGCAUAAUUAAUUUGUGAUAGGAUGCAGUAGAGCGUGUUUAGCGAGAACGAAUCAUCGAACCGAUACCGGAACUUACGUUGCGUUUCUCUCCGAAUUCUAACCACAUUCCUCGCACGAGCAACCCUCGGAAUUCCCUCGAAGGAAUGCGAAUGAACCGGCAGCGAAAUUCCAGAAAUUCCAUGGCUUCCGUUUCUGCCAACUCGAGUUCACACUCGUAGGUUUUCAGGCAAACUGCGGAUACGGAUGUUCAACGCGGGUUAAGAUCUCCAAUUCUGGUUGAUCAAUUUCACAAUUCUUCAUAUCCAAUCGUAAAAGCAAAAUAACGAAUUUAUUUUCUAUACCUUCCAAGAUAUAUUGUAUAGAGUAUAGAGUACACGCAGCAAUCCUUGAAGAAUAAGGGACAGGGACACCGGAAAUUGAACCCACGUCUCUUGACGUUCCUAACCGACUACACCGGCAGUCCAUUAUCAUUCCUACUUCCACAAUUCCUCUUAUUUCGUACGAGGGUUCCGUUUCGAUGUAUACGGUACAAGUAAUGAAUUUUUGUACCAGGAGAUGAUAUAGAUAGAUCCAUUAAAGAAAUUAAGUUGUUUCUUCAAACGUCUUGGAAGGUUACACAAAGUAGCGACUGCUAUAGUUACAAGUCGGUCAAUAAAUAAAACUUCAGGAAUUUUGGAAUCCUAAAAUUUUAAGAUGGUAAAGAUCCACAGUUAAUUCCCGUUCGUAUCGACAUUAUCUUACUUUCGUUUCACUGUAUUGAAUAAAUAGUGUGAAGUUAAGAUUAAAAAAUUUGCUAGUCUCUGCGAAAAUUUGUAAAAUGUGUGUGUGUGUGUGUGAAAUGGAUACGAGUGAUUUGUUUAGAGGACUUUAAAUGCCUAUUGAUAAACCUGUAUUGUAACUACUAACGUCAUCUUCAUCGAAAUUGCCCAAUGGUUUCUAUCUUCUCGAGAAAACCCUUUGUUUGUGAAAUCAGAACGAGUAAGAAAUGUACAUUAAUUAUACGUUAUUAAUAAGUCGAUGAAUUGUGUAUAUGUGCAACAAGUGUACACACGUGCACGAGGCACGUGUUUAAACGAAAGAAUAUAAUUGUAAGUUGAUUAUAUCUUGUACAGCAUUUAGGUACGAAUCAUUCGUCUUUAUCUGUAUCAAUGAAAACACAGAACCAAGUUACUCAGCGAUGUUUUAGAAUAUAAAGAAGAUGAAAUCGAGGAUAACGAAGAGGAUAAUUGCGAUUGUUCGCCAGAAAUCCGAUUUAAUAUAAAGGAUUGUAAAUACAUCUCGAUGUUCCCUGUGCGAGUCCAUCUUAAUUUCAUGUGUAAAUUACGAUUAACCAUGAUGUGGUACACAAUUACAAAGUUUAUCCCGACUUGUUCUAAUUCGU
Messenger RNA from Osmia lignaria (orchard mason bee), 10929 nucleotides. Its product is annotated as somatostatin receptor type 2. Gene Ontology annotation, molecular function: somatostatin receptor activity; peptide binding. Lineage: Eukaryota; Metazoa; Arthropoda; Insecta; Hymenoptera; Megachilidae. The record is from RefSeq and is a predicted model, not a curated record. Gene Ontology annotation, biological process: G protein-coupled receptor signaling pathway. Gene Ontology annotation, cellular component: neuron projection; plasma membrane.